AUGGCUGAUUUAACAGCAGCUGACAUAGAGAACAUUAAUGAAAUAUGGUGCAAAAUAUACGCGAAUCCAGAGGAAUCAGGAAAAACAGUUGUUAUCAGACUAUUUACAACGUAUCCCCAGACAAAAGUCUAUUUCAAGAACCUGAAAAACAUUGCCACACUGGAAGAGAUGCAAGUGAAUCCUGGAAUUCGAGCUCAUGGAAAGAGAGUUAUGGGAGCCUUAAACCAAGUCAUUCAGAACUUAAAUGACUGGGAAGUCGUGAGCAGUGCUUUAACUCAUUUAGCACAAAGGCACCAAGAUGUGCACAAGGUUGGAGUUAACAACUUUCAGUUGCUGUUUUUGGUAAUACUGACCAUCUUUAAAGAAGCCCUUGGAGCAGAUUUUACUCCAGAGCACUGUAAAUCCUGGGAGAAACUUUUCUCUAUAACCUACAACUUCUUGGACAGCUGUUACACAAAAUCAGAUUCCUAA
This is a messenger RNA of Xenopus laevis (African clawed frog), 471 nucleotides long. It is a transcript of the gene gby.L, whose product is annotated as globin Y L homeolog. Gene Ontology annotation, molecular function: oxidoreductase activity; iron ion binding; superoxide dismutase activity. Gene Ontology annotation, biological process: oxygen transport; removal of superoxide radicals. NCBI's taxonomy places the organism in Eukaryota, Metazoa, Chordata, Amphibia, Anura, Pipidae. The record is from RefSeq and is marked provisional.